Molecule: messenger RNA, 1354 nt
Organism: Drosophila erecta
Lineage: Eukaryota; Metazoa; Arthropoda; Insecta; Diptera; Drosophilidae
Exons: 1
Coding region: 406-1245 (279 amino acids)
Source: RefSeq, a predicted model, not a curated record
AUACAACCCAUGACCGGUCCACUUCCCCACAUAUUGUCCACGCCCCCUCAUCUAGGGAUACCCAAAGCCAAGAAGUAUGCGUUUCAAACCAGUGGGAGCUAGGAAACGUUUCUAAAGUACUGGGAAUUAAGUGAAUUGAAUUGAACAAUCUAUGACUGAGAACUAUAUAUAUACGAAGACUUGGUUUUAAAUUAUGUUUUUUGUACAAUAUAACUACGAUUGCUUAAAAAAUAUAUAUUCCCAGUAUGUAUGUUUAUAUGCUUAGUAUGCUUAGUAGGCCAAUUCCCUGACAAUAUAGCUCUGCCUCUCGAUUCACCUCAGUCAUCAUCUGGUUCUAGCUCAGUUCGCAGCUCUUUUUAGUUCAGGUUAUAAGUUAAAAAUAAAUACAAGUCGAUACCUAACACGAUGCUUAAGUUUUCGCCGAAGAGUUCGAUCAGCAAGGCAAAGUCGAGAGCACGCGAUGGCCACGUGCCCAGUGUGGCGAGGUACACCAAUUCACGGAACCUGCGUUCCCUGUACAGCAUGGUCCCAGCAAGCAAAGCUGCAACCUUGACUUCCUCGGCCACAGUCAUCGGUGCAGCGGAACCUUCGCGCGUCUGGAACUGCAACAAACCCAAGAAGACGGCGAAUAAUCCCUACAACGUUUACUCCAAGCAAAGAAAGAAGUUAAGCAGCAAUGAGGGAUCCCAGCUGACCAUCAGAGAGUGGGUGCAUCCCCCGAAUCCCGUCAAUCGUCUCAAGGAGGAUAACAAGAAGCGCGACAGGUCGAACAACUACGAGUUCUUCUAUGUGCCCUAUGAUCAAGAGGACCCCACAAGUACACAGAAAAAUGAGCUAUCAGAGGAGACACGUAGCAGAUCGUUCCAGCGCUUGCCGACGGCGGGCGUGCGGUACGCUCUAAAGAUUGCUAAGAUGGCCAGCCUGAUUGAGGAGGUCAAGUCGCGUCCGAUGGCGGACAACGACGGCGAGCUGAAGUAUGUGGAGAAUGGGCCGUUGCUACUGCCGCCGCCGCAGUUCGCCGAGAAUCCCGUCGAGUCUGGGAAGCGCUUCCUCCUGCUCCGCUCCCGCACGGAGGUGCGCUUCUCGAAUUUCGAUUGCGAUAAGUUGCUGUAUAAGUACGCCUGCCUUCUGCCCUUCGUCCGUGAUCCAUCGCAACCAGGUGUCAGGCGGCCAAAGAUGAAACUACUGUCAAGCGGCCGCAGUGCGGAGCACAUCUCAAUUGAAGGCAACAUGUGCACUACUUAACUAGGCACCAUGCCUUUAUAUUAUAUGGUUUUUGUUGAAUUAACAGGGAAAAUUCUUGGGUCCUAUGGAAAUAGUGUAAAGGGUUCCCCCUAGACAAAUUAAUAAUAAA